AUGUCAGAGCCUGCCGCGACGGCGAGCCCCGUGAAGGCCUCCGCCGGCGGCCUGGUGGAGAAUGUCGACGUCGUGUCCGUCGAGAUGCCUGCUCCGCCGGGGUGGAAGAAGAAGGUAACCUGUCGGUGGCGGUGCUCGGCGUUUGCCCGAGCGAGUCCCGGUCUGCGUUUCAUGCUCUUCCUAGCUCUCAGCUGCUUCGUGUCGUGUCGUGUCGUGUCGUGUCGUGUCGUGUCGAGAGGUGUCGUCGAGCGAAUUGUUGUCUCUCGCUUGCGAAUUUCGUGGACUCGGGGCAUUCGUUCCUGGGGUCUGAUUUCGCUAGGGUUUUGUUUUCCUGUGGUCGGUAUUUUUUUUGUUCCCUGACCUGGAACUCAAUGGCGGCUCAGUUGGUCCUAGGGCUUGAUAGCCUUCCUGGUCUCGUAUACUGACCGCCAAGGUUACGGAAAUUGUUACCUCUGCUCUUCAGUAUUAUCCGUUUCGGCAGAGACAGUCGCCCCGUUCGCCAGGAGGGGGCGGGCGGGGAACAAGGCUCCGUGUGUGGUGUUCUACCUCGCCGUUUCGCUCUGUCUUAGUUACUUGUUGACCACCGACCAUGAAAUAUGUCUCUUCGUAGGUGCAUACUUUUAGGGUGGUCUCCUUUUGGCUACCCUUUUGUCCAGCAGCUCGUUUUUUUUUCAUGGUUUUUAAUGCCAUUCUAAAGCCCGCCGUCAUUUUUUAAGUAAUAAUCCGUGAUAAUUAUUUUCGUGCCGUUGACUCAUUUUCUCAUGCUAUGUCAGAAUUCUUUUCAUUCAAAGUAUUAUUUAUGGGCUUUAAGAUAAAAGUACCGGAAUGUCGUUAUUAGGAGUUUUUUUUCUCUUCGGGAUGUUUCCAUAACGGGCAGUCUAAUUUAAUCAAUAUGCAUCAUAACUAGCAUUCUUAUUUAGUUCAGUUGUUACUUUAAUAGGUAAAAUUUAAUAUUCUGGUUGGAAACAUCAAAUGUUCUCUUCAUUGUGGUGAUAUCCUUUUGUUCUGCUUUCCAGUGGCAAGUCUCUGAUUAUGCAUUUUCUUUUUCCUUUUGGGUACAUUUAGAAAGCAUUUAAUUUUAACUUUGUCAGUAGUCCUUGCAGAACUUCAUCAUAUAUUUCCGCUGAAACUAUAUAUUCGAUUAGACUGGUUUAAUUAAUUACCAAUUUUUGUUACAAUAUUUGAUCCUCAACUUCGGUCUGCUGUUAUUCCCCGUUUUCUAAAAUGUGGCAAGUCAGAUUCAGAUCUGAAAAAUUUCAGCAUCUUCCAGUUGUUUAUUUCACCUUACAAAAGAGUCUUGAUUUCAUCUCGGGUCCAAUCCACACCUUUCACUGGGCAAUUUUAUUAUUUAGAAUUACAAUUGAUGGAUGGCUGAUUUUUAAGUUUCUGGUUGCAGAAAUCGUCAGAAAUAAGAAAUAAACGAUUUUUUUCUGCGAAGAAUUGAAGUGUUGACCUUUUUUUCCAAUGUUGUGCGAAUUCAAACUAUCAAAAUAAUAAAGGAGAAAUGCAAAUGAAACAUCUUUUUCGUUCUUGUUCUAUGAUUUUGAUAUUUAAUACGGAGAAUUCAACUAUCUAGUACACCCAUGGACAUUUUCCAUGGAAACGUUUUAUUUUUGGGACACAUUUUGUCUUUUGUUGUCCAUACGUUUCCAUAUAUUUGUAUGAGACCCAUCUUUCUACAUUCUUUAUCUGAUCUUUCGAAAUUCUUUGUUAUAUAGUUUCUUUGUUACGGCAUCUUUGGAAAAGCUUACGCUUAGCGUUAGAGCAGAUUUUUUUCUCAGUUCCAUCCUUUCGUUAUGCUCUACCUGUGAUGAUCCCCUUUUCUUUCAUCGUUCUUUAUUUGGAAUUGUUUCAAUCAUAUACUUUUCAACUAUUACCCCAUCUUACUUCCAUUCUUUUAAUUUCUGCAAUCUCUGGUGAUCUGCUUCUCUUAAAUGAUUCUCAUCUUUAAAAUCUUUUCCUCACAUCCGUUCCAACUUACAUGUUGAUAUAUUCAUUAGAUCCCAUGAAAAUCUAAAGUAAAUUUCCGUCCUAUUGAUCACAGCUUUCCAAAUUCAUGAUAAGCACUUGAACCACUUUAUUGCCAGAUGAUUUUUUUAUCUGUUGUCGUAUCUCACUCUCCCACUCUUGCUCUAAUGCAACGGUGAUCCAAGUAUCAUAUAUGUCUGGUGCAGUAUUUCGACCUUCCACCCUCACUGUUACUUAUCUGUAAUUCAAUGCCUUUCAAUAUUUGUGUACUUAACAUGUACCUGAAGAUUCUGAAACUGGCAACAACUUCAACAUUUUGUUUACAAUUCUUCCUAUUUCAUUGUUAUCUUGUAUCUACAUUUUUGUUAACAAAUUGCAAUAUAAUCGAAAUUCCGAUUAUGUUUAUGCACAACCGCUGCUGAGAAGUGAAAAAUAUGAUAGGAAUCCUGGUUUGAGAUUGAAAUAUUAUAAGUUUUUAGAGGGACUCUUUUCUAAUUGAGUUCAAUCGAGUCUUUAAGUUGCAAUACUUUUUCAUAUGAGCUUGCAAAACACCGGACAUUCCUAUGAAUUAUUGGCAUGAACUUGCCAGUGGAUAUUUUCCAUAUCCUUAAUAUAUUUGUACGAGAAUAUAAGUUCCUAUUGUAUUUAUUGUGGCAAUGUGCUCACAAUUGAAAACAUGAAAGGAUCUGUGUUUGCAGCUUGCUUUCCCACUUCAGAGAACUCUUUCUAUUUCCAGUGUGUAAGCAGUGGUGUUGUUCUUCUGACUUUUUUGGACUGCAGAUGUAAUAUAAUUUUUUAUUUAAUAAUUACCGCGAAUUUUAUAAAUAUUUUCGUAACCUUUGAUGUUUAGAUCAAAAUAGGUAAGUUUCGCGUUUUCUAAUAAAGCAGCAGAUCUUCAGAUCUAAAGUAUCCAGUGUUCUUCAAAGUUUAAUAUCUGAGGUCAGUUUCUGCUGAGGCUGUCAUCCAUGAUGUCAAUUCGGCAGACAUGAUCUCGCAUAUCAAUGUGAACACUGAUUAUGCCAUGACUUAUAAUGCUUACGAUAGGGUCGAGAAUUGUUUUUGCGUGGACUGUGUCCAAAAAUAUAAGGUGGAGAGGUCCACUGAAUUUUGAUGGUAAUUUGGCUUAUCUAUGACCAAUUUCAACCAUGUCCUAGUUGUCUUUGUUUAAUUACUUUGUGCAUUACUGCAGGCUCAUGGCCUGGUAUGGUUGGGACGCAAUCACCUGUGUUUGGGUCUAGUAAGAUGAUUAUGAAUAAUCAUCUGCGACGAUCAGGUGUUUUGCCAAUGAAAUAAUGAUGUAUGUUAUUUGAUAAUUUCGUUUAUCUUUAAUGAUCUUAGCGAUGACAACUGUUUAGGAUGGAAGAUUUUCUUUUCAUCUUUUUAUACAAUGACCUCAGAGUCAGUGUUGUCGUUUUUGUUUUUUCCAUAAUGAGGCUGAAUGAGCUAUGCAUUCAGUUUUUCUAACUCUUAGCCCUCAGGGUUCCUAUCCUUUGAAACCAACCACUUAUAUCCCUUUGGCAUAUCGAUGUGCAGGUCCUGCACCGCAAUCACAUAACACUUGAACUUUUGUGGCAUUUUAAACUUAUACGCUUACCUAAUUUCUUGCAUCAGAAAAAAUCCUCAUCUUCUAUUAUAUGUCGAUGCCAUUCCCUAUGAGAUAUCUCCCAUGAGAUCUGUGCAAUGAAGGCUGGGGGUCUUUAUCAACUUUUGUCUCACAUUCUUGUGUUCUAAUACUUAUGAUACAACCUGUAUGAUGUAUCAUUUUCCAGUAUCUCCAAGAGAAAUAUUCAUCAACUGUAAUAUGUAGCCGUGACUAUGAAACUAAUUUGAUCCAUUCACUUUGUGAUAGAAGAUCUGCUGAUCAAAAAUAUGCCAGACAGUUGACCAAGAAGAACGAAUUGUGCUUGUUGUACUAUCAUGCUUCUGCAUUGUGGUAUUUCAGGACCAAAGAGGUUAGUCUGUGUGCUCUAGCGUAUGGUUCUUGUGUUUGACUGAUUGGCAUUCCUCUAUUACUCGCACUAAUUGGGGGAAGAUUUUUCUAAGAAUGGAACAGCAUGAAAAAGCCUUCUUCCUUGUUGUUGUGAAUAAUGCUGCGCCAUCCCUUACCCCCAUAUCAGUUUAUUAAAGAGAACUAUGAUGUUAUGGAGAUCUCAGGACAGAUUCCAUCAAAUGAUGCUGAACACAGUAUCAGGCAGAAAAAAUUGCUACGUCAAUGUCUUAUAAAAUGCCACUGCUGGUCACGAGACGAUGUAAUAGAGGCAGACUCCACCUUUCUAAGAAGCCUAGGCCAAACAAGGGUUGGUGCGGCCAAAAAAAAAGAACUGAAGCCAUGGCUGAGUUGAAAUAGGACCCGACCAUCCCUCACACUGGCAGUGAUCAGCUUGAGAAAAACACUGUUUAUGACAGUGCAUAAAGGCUAGAGAAGACAUCUAGCCUGAAUGGUUACUUGGGGAAGAAAAAGAGGGAAGUAGUGACGAGAUUCUGAAUGGAGGUUGUUUUGGAAUGCGAGUGGCGCGGAAGUAAAGGUUGUAACUUAAUGUACUUCGUUUAAUUCUUUAUGCCAAGUUGAUGAAUAAGUUUGCUUGUUUAUGGUUUCUCUUUAGAGAGGUGUCGAGGAUUUCCGCUUGUAUUUUCAGUGGUUAUUUCAACCUAUCCUUCUUCUGAGAAAAGGGAGGUUGGACAGCGGUAAAGGAUUCUAUUUUGUCUUAGAGCUAAGAAAUUAUUUCAAAGCAUUUCUAAGAAAAUUGUUCAUGUAGGAGUUGACGGACUCAGAAAAUUAAAGGUCACUGAUUUACAUAUUUGAUUAAGUUGAAGCAGUUAUAUCCUUUAUUCAAUUAGAUCUUUAAACUGGUUGUAAGAUGUUUCUAUUGGAAGUUGUAGAGCUCUAAUUGUCACCGUCAACCUGACCACUUGAUGGUGAUUACUGGUCAUAUACUCGGGUUGAGCUACGUCAUGAAUGAUUAGCGUGGAAAGAGGACAAUGUGAGGAAAUUAUAAGUUGAACUAGUGAACACCUACCCAAGUAGGGCUGGUCAGAUCUGUUGAAUUAACAAGGUUUCCUAGGUUAUGGCAUUAGUCAGAAAAUGAGGUUGUCUCUUGUGGAGUAGAUUCUAUUUGGGGUCUCACAUUAGGAGCCCACCACAAGCCAUGAUUAACGUUUCACUGCCGUUACUUUGCUGUACUUGUUCCAUGUUAUGGUCACUGAGUGUUCUGCCAGGUAGAACUGUUUCUUGUUCCUAUUAGGAGAUCUAGCUGGCUGUUGCUGUGUUGAUGUAGAAGAGAUACACAUGCACGCUCAACUAAUAUUAUCCCGCUUUGGUGAAUUGAAUCCGCUUGUGCCUAACCGUAAACUUUCAUUUUGGUAUCCUGGCUCAAUUAGCGAAAAUAUUAAUUUCGAGACUGUUCGUGGUACUGGUGAAUUUGAUUAUUGGCGGUUAGAACUGAGGUUCAGAUCAGGGCCGCGGGGUUCCAUGAGAAAUCAUUGGAUCCAGUCUUUAAAUUGCGUUUGGAUCAUUGCAAUUAUUGUCUUAUGAUGACACUCGUCAGGAACCCCAGGAAUCUCAAGAACACUGAAAAUGCUGAAAGAAAUAGAAGCUGAUACUGUGUUUACACGGGUGGGCUCCAAAAUCUGUGCAAUCAAGAGUAGUGAUAUUCUCAUGUUAUGGAAUAAAAAGUAAACUUGUGGAUUCCGUGGCAAGAAAGGGACUGUUAUCAUGGAAAAAAUCUGAUCCCUUAGAGCAGAAUAAAAAAACAGAUUAUUUUUUAAAACUAAAUCUGCAAGGGAGAUGCAUGGCUACGACAUCAAUUAUGGUGCUAGAAAAAGGAGUUCCUCGUCUUAUACAGGUGGGACUUUCACUAUAUGAGCCUAUUUCACUGGCCAGGUUGCUAAAUCAGCCUUGGAGGAUAUGGCAGUCAUUGCUAAUGUUUAUGUAAAAUAUUAAUGUUCACAAUGUUGAAUAAUGUUGGAACUUGGGAGAGGCUAUGGUGUAGUCAUCGUUUUUAACGGUUUUCUAAUUUGGUGUGGCUUGUGUGAAAGUCGGGUCUUUUUUCACUGAUUGAUGCAUAGUUAGAGCAUUUUACAGGGUAAAUUUUUGGAGGAAUGUGAGCAUGUCAAGUCGGUAAAACUCAAAACCUCGGCAGCACACGUCUGGAUUGGCUUUUCACUGCCCAGGCCUAGUUUGAUCUCAAGGUCAUGGGAUCAAACCUCAGAGGUACACCCACCUCAGUUCCUCAUGGAUUAUUUGUGCAGCCCUCCCCCGGCUGCCAUGUGGCACAAUGGGGAAUCGGACUCGACCAUGCCCUAAAUCAUGACUGGUUGGUCCGGUUUGAGUUGACGCAAGAUCCCCCCGGUGGCUGCCCUUGAACGCCCUCAUGAGUUUUUUUUUUUUUUUUUUUUAAUAUCGCAAAAAGGAAACUAGAGUUGAGAAAUAUGGUGUGGGCUGUCCUACAUAAUGGGAAAGAAAUCUGAUGUAACAUAUCGGGUGUGGAGUAGCUGAAGUGUGUGCUGCUACCUAAUGUCCUUUAUUGACAACAAAUCAUCUAAAAUAGUCAUAUGGGAGGAGGUUAGGCUUGCCAAAUGGCCCCGCACUUGUUGGCAUUUCCUGAUUAAUGAGAAGAUGAUAGUGGCAAAUUACAAUUGACUUUUCGAAGCCUCUGUUUUUAGACGCAUCUUCUGGUAAGGUGGUGACAUGGUCCUCCUCAGGAGUCAUUAUGUGUAUGAACCCUCCUCCAUCUGUUGGCCUAACUCCCCAACUUACACAAUCGCCGGCAUUGCUUGCAACUUGUCUCCCCACCAGUUGCAUGAUAUAAUAACGCCUCGUUUUUUCCGUCUGGAUUUAAUGAUGAUGUACGUGUUUAAAUCUUUUUUAUCCUUACAUUUGGUCCCCGCAUUUGACGAGUGAAAGUCCCAGACAGAACAUGAUCGAUCACCACUGCAAGUUCCAUGUAAGGUUUAAGCGCAAUUUCAUUUCAUUGCUCUUCAGCUGGGGUAUUGCUCUAUCCUUGUACUAUUCUUUGGGCGGUGUGACGAUAUACUUUUUGAUUAAGAAAUGUGUGCAGCAGUCUGAGGUUCGUACGUGCAUUUUUUUUUGUUAUUAUUAAAAAAAAUUAUCAUAUUCCUCCUCGUAGCCUUGAUCUUGGGCCUGUUUAGAAUUCCGGUACUGAAACCCAAUGUGUUUGGUCAGCACAGAUCGUCUCCCCCAGCUGACGCGAACUCGGGUCUAUCUUCUCAUCCGGGGCCCUUGUGUAAGUAAUGCUGGUGUUGCUUCAUCUUGCUCGCAGUUCAUUCCAAAGAAGGGGGGAAGCCCAAGACGAAACGAGAUCGUCUUCAUUGCACCGACUGGUGAGGAAAUCAAGAACAAGAGGCAACUGGACGCCUAUCUCAAGUCCCACCCUGGGGGCCCUUCCUCAUCCUCCUUCGAUUGGAGCACUGGUUAGUCGAAUUGCCCCCCUCAGACGGCAAUGUUAGUAGUCUUAGUAGUGAUGAUUAGAAGAAGGAGAAGAGGGGGAAUGGGACGUUCACACACGUGUUUUCAUGGUUGUCAACGUUUUGACUUUCCAUUUGGGGCAGGUGAUACGCCGAGGCGUUCUGCGAGAAUCAGUGAGAGGUCAAAGGGUGCGGAGACUCCAGAGGAAGAACCACCGAAGAAGAGAGGAAGGAAAUCCGGGACAAAGAAAGGCGAGGAGGCCCCCCCGGCAGAAGAAGCCAAGGAAGAGGAUGGCGAUUCGGAGAUGAAAUUAGCCGCAGGAAGAGAAGAGGACGGCAAAGCUCCAGCAGACGCAGAGGAGGGCGCUGCAGCAGCCGCAGCAGCUGAGGUAGAAAAGGCCGCGGCCGUGAAAAGGGUGGAGAAUGGGUUAGACGAGGCCGGAGAAGGGCGGAUUGAGAACCCGGAGAAGGACAAGGAAGCUACUGCUCCUGCUUCUACUGCUGCGGAUGAAGAGGAGCACCCCAAAGUGGAAGGCACCACCCAGCCCCCGAAGGAGCCCAAGGAGGGCCAGCCCCAUGAGGAAGAAGAAAGCCGUGAGAACGGCGAGCCGGCAGCGGGCGGGGACACCAAGGGCCCGGUGGAACCCCAAGUAACAGGGGAGGCCUCCCAUGCGGCGGAGGAUAACGCCACCGACAACGGCGGCCGCCGCACUGAAUAA
Molecule: messenger RNA, 8111 nt
Organism: Spirodela intermedia
Lineage: Eukaryota; Viridiplantae; Streptophyta; Magnoliopsida; Alismatales; Araceae
Source: the annotation of a GenBank genome assembly